Molecule: messenger RNA, 936 nt
Organism: Loa loa (African eye worm)
Lineage: Eukaryota; Metazoa; Nematoda; Chromadorea; Rhabditida; Onchocercidae
Product: serine/threonine protein phosphatase PP1 isozyme 1
Exons: 7
Coding region: 1-936 (311 amino acids)
Cellular component (GO): cytoplasm; nucleus
Molecular function (GO): protein serine/threonine phosphatase activity
Source: RefSeq, a predicted model, not a curated record
AUGGCGGUAUUUGAUGUUGACAAUAUGAUUAGUCGUUUAUUAAAUGUGGGUAUGGCUGGCGGGCGACUCACAACUCAGGUCGCUGAAGAAGAACUCCACAGAGUAUGCCAAAAAGCGAAAGAAGUAUUCAUAAGCCAAAGCAGCCUCAUUGAAGUUGAUCCACCUCUCGUCGUUUGUGGUGAUAUCCAUGGCCAAUAUUCGGAUCUGCUCCGUAUUUAUGAUAGACACGGAUUUCCACCGGAGUCUAAUUACCUCUUCUUGGGCGAUUUCGUCGAUCGUGGAAAACAGAACAUCGAAACGAUAUGUCUCCAAUUUUGUUAUAAAAUCAAAUAUCCUGAAAACUUCUUUAUGCUUAGAGGAAAUCACGAGACACCAGCUAUCAAUCGUGUGUACGGCUUUUUCGAAGAGUGCAAUCGCAGAUAUCAUUCGACGCGCUUGUGGAAUGCUUUCCAGGACACAUUCAACUGGAUGCCUCUCUGCGGCUAUAUUGGUGGACGGAUUCUGUGCAUGCAUGGUGGCUUGUCACCUCAUUUGAAUAAUUUGGAUCAGCUUCGCAAUUUACCACGACCAAUUGAUCCACCAAACCCAUCCAUGGAAAUCGAUCUGCUCUGGUCGGAUCCGGACCAAUGGGUGAAAGGCUGGCAGGCAAACACUCGUGGUGCAUCGUACACUUUCGGGCAAGAUGUUGUUGUGGACGUUUGCCAGAAAUUGGACUUAGAUCUGAUUGCACGAGCUCAUCAAGUAGUACAGGAUGGAUAUGAAUUCUUUGCCAAUCGGCGCCUUGUUACCAUUUUCUCAGCGCCACAUUACUGCGGACAAUUUGACAAUGCUGGUGGUACGAUGUCUAUUUCUGAAGACAUGAACUGCUCUUUUCAGGUGUUUCGACCUGCUGGUAAGGCUGUAAGGAUGGCAAUGAAAGCUGCUGGAACUCUUUGA